Messenger RNA from Magallana angulata, 1076 nucleotides. RefSeq names its product fucolectin-1-like. NCBI's taxonomy places the organism in Eukaryota, Metazoa, Mollusca, Bivalvia, Ostreida, Ostreidae. The coding region runs from base 190 to 999 and encodes 269 amino acids. The record is from RefSeq and is a predicted model, not a curated record. The transcript is spliced from 4 exons.
UUAAAAUAUUCAUUAUCGUAGGAUAAUGGCAUAUUUCAAAGAAAGGAUAAUGAAAAUAUUUAUCUAUGCAUUAUUUAAAGGUGAGUUACAUUGUCUCAUUAAAACAUAUUCAUGAACGUGUGGUUACUGUAUGUCACAACAUUACAGACGACGGCAAAACCAGUAAGUUCGGUGAACAUUCUGUGAAAUAUGCGGCUUAUGUUUUUGUCUACGCUUAAUUGGUAUAUAGGAUCGACGUACUCAAAAGAAAUUGAGCUACAACAAUGUACAACAUUGAACUUAAACAUUAAAGCCAGUGUGGAACUAAUUGAGGAAAAAGCGUAUCCAUUAUGGACUAACGACUAUGAAACAUAUGGUGCUGCGUUGUAUCACUGUUUUCCGAGAUGUGAAAAAGACGAGCGGUGCGUUGGGAUAGAGCUUUGUAGAAUACGACCUGGCAAUUCUCGAUGCAGAGGAUGCUGUGAAUGGUUUGUUAAUCCCCACGAAGGAGUGCCGGCUUUGAAAACAUCCGAAGUAUGCAGAUAUAUUGAGCUGGACAACAAAAAUUAUAUUGCCGAAAAUGGAUCUAAUGUGGCAUUGAACGCAUCCACAACAGCGAGCUCCAUAUACGUGUUCGAUUCUACACCUUUGUCACCCUCUAAAGCUGUAGAUGGUGUAACCAGUUGUCCGGGCCCGACGUAUAUUUUCAGUUCGACAUUUGAAGCUGAUCCAUGGCUGGAGAUAAAUCUUCAAAGAGUUAUAACGAUAUGGAGAAUAAUCGUUCACACAAGACAGGACUGUUGUGCGGGCCGUUCGGUAAAUUUUUAUAUCACGUACGGUGGUAACGGCCAGAACAACAGCUGUGGGUUUUUUCCUGGUCCGUUGCCAAACAGUGGAGACGUUGUGCUGUUUCAAUGUCCACCGAACGCUAGGGGAAGUUCUGUAAAUUUAAUGAUCCAAUCCAAGCCAGGAGAGACCAAUGUGUUAAGUGUCUGUGAAGUUGAAAUUCUUACAUUAUAAUGAAAUGAUGAAAUAUAAAAAUAAUAAAUCCAAUAAUUCAAAUAUUAAAGUAAAAUAUGAAUAUGAAUCCAGUUUGU